GUCAGUAUGUCAAGGACAAACUCAUCAGUAUCGAUUAUGCUGCUUUUUCGUAGCGUAUCUGUGAAGCCAUUGAUAUUUCAAAACUAUUUUGCUAAUUUAUUCUAGGUAAAGUGCCAAACGUUAUUUUCAGGGUUAUUUUUAGGAGUAUUUGUACAGUAUUUUCUUCUAAGUACUGAUCACAUACAAAAGCAGUGUUAAUAAAACCCUGUCAAUAAUGACUUAGAGGGUUCAAUUUGAUGGUUUUAAUAAAAUGUGCAUCUGCAGGGACUGUAAGAAAAAUACCAAGAAGGAAGAAAAUCUCUGCUUUUAAAAUUCAGCCUUUCACUUUCAGUUCCUACUUGGAAGGCAUAUGUAAUGAUCUUUGUGAUAACAUGUGUGUUCACUUGUAUGUGGCUGACUGGAACGUGGGGAAAGCCUUUAAAUAAAAAGAACCAAAGAGAAAAGCGAAAUAGAAAUUGGGUGUUUAAAGCACAACUCUUCCACUGGCUCAGGAGUGCUACAGUGAAGAUAAUGCUUAGCCUAUUUUAAGCACUAAUACAGUAUCCAGCUAUGCCAGCCAAUAAAAACCUGCUAAGUGGGUUUUAGAAAAUAUGUUGUGAAUACAAGUGACAAUAUUUUGAGAGCAUCUUUGCGUUGUGUUUCGAUGCUAAUAAACUUGAAGGUAAAUGAACAGCUUGUUUGACAUUUGCAUGUUAGACAAUAAUAACAUGCUUUCUUCAGGAGUAAUUAGACUGCUGGGUUGGUUAUGUGAAGAGGUGAAGAUAAAUGCAGUCGAGAAGAAAACUCCCUUGAAGUUGUUGAACUUUAAUGGUAUAGUUCUGUUUUAGCCCCUGCCCAGCAGUCUGUAUUGCACACAUGCCUGUGCAGCACACAUGCACACACACAUGCACCAGCACAUAGGCACGUACGGAUACACGCAGCAGGAGCAGAGUUUCUGAAACAGACUGCUAAGUAUAGAGGAAGUGUUCACUUCAGCACACGGUUUUGCCUUUCUGUGAAAUCUGAUUUGGUGCUGGAUGCUGUUGUGUCUGAAUCUCGUCAGUUCACCAGGAUGUGAUUUUACUCCCCUGAGGUAAAAAGCCGUCAGUGGUAAAGUGUGAUAAAUUAGUUCACACAAAUAGAUGCGCGUGCGUGUGUGCGUGUUUAAUUCUGACCUUGCUGUGCAUGUGUUUAGCUGCUCUCAGUGCCCCAGUCAAGCUUGGUGGAGGUUUAAUCCCGUGCCCUUGUACACGUAUACUUGAUUAGUAGUUGUGGUUAUCUCAGCAGAAGACAUUCCGCCCUCCUCCUUGUAUUGGUCGGGACCCGGGCAUUGGGGAGUCAAGUCGAAGGAGAAAGAAAAGGGAUUUUUGCAUUAGUAUUCUAUGAAAGCCUUACUGUCUGCAGAACAAAUUGAUUGCUACAGCGUACCUGUGCUUGGCACCACUGCUGUGAAAGAAAGGGUGGAGUGAAAAGCAGAUUCAUAGAGCUCCAGCACUGAUGCUUUCAAGGUAUUCUGUGUUCUUGAUGGAGAUGGAAAAAGAUGAAAACCAAACUAACUUCCUGGAGAAAGCUGAAGAAAGCAAAUAUGUAAUAGAACUUUACUGCCUUAGAAGUGUGUUUUGAGUGCUCUUCCUCGACAUCCGUCGUAAAUAUUCUGUAUCUCAACACAGGGACAUGAUUGGUUUUCAGUCAAGAUACACUGGAAGAAACCUGCCUGGAAUGUGACUGUGUUGCUUCUGAAAGUUUGUGAGAACACGCUAUAGACAUCUAUCUAUUAUUUAUUAACUCUGCAUCUCGAUUCAGCUGCAGCAAACUGGUCUUUGAAGUGAAUAGAAACAGAGCCCUUUUGGAUACUUUUAUUGAACAUGACUCAUGGAGAAGAGCUUGGCUCUGAGAUGCACCAGGAUUCUGUUGUUCUAACUUACCUAGAAGGAUUACUAAUGCAUCAAGCGGCAGGAGGCUCAGGUACUACAGUUGACAAAAAGUCUGCUGGGCAUAGUGGAGAGGAUCAAAACUUUAAUAUUUCUGGAAAUAUAUUUCCCAGCUGUCAAAGUAAUGGUCCAGUUCUUAACACAAGUACAUAUCAGGGAUCUGGCAUGUUGCACCUCAAAAAAGCAAGGCUGUUGCAGUCUUCUGAAGAUUGGAAUGCAGCGAAGAGAAGGCGGUUGUCUGAUUCCAUUGUGGAUUUAGACGGAAAAAAGGAAGCUUUGUUAGCUGGCAUGGUUGAAAAUGUGCCUAAAGGCAAACAGGAUAGCACAUUACUUGCCUCUUUGCUUCAGUCAUUCAGCUCUAGGCUUCAGAGUGUUGCUCUGUCACAGCAGAUUAGACAGAGCCUUAAGGAGCAAGGCUAUUCCCUUAGCCAUGAUUCUUUACAGGUGGAGAAAGAUUUACGGUGCUAUGGUGUUGCAUCCAGUCACCUGAAGACUCUAUUGAAGAAGAGCAAAGCAAAGGAUCAGAAGUUGGACAACAGCUUGCCUGAUAUAACAAAGAACCUGCCCAAAGAGAGGUUUAUAGAAUCUCCUCAUGCAGUGCAGAGCGGACCUAAAGUAGUAAAUGAACCACUGUCAUGUGCUGCAAGAUUACAAGCUGUGGCAAGCAUGGUAGAGAAACGAUCUAGUCCUGCUGCUUCACCAAAGCCCAGUGUAGCAUGCAGCCAACUAGCUUUACUACUUUCAAGUGAAGCUCACUUGCAGCAGUACUCCAGGGAACAUGCUUUAAAAGCACAAAAUGCAAAUCAAAUAGCAAGUGAGAGACUUGCAGCUAUGGCCAGAUUACAAGAAAGUGCUCAAAAAGAUAUUGGCCAGUUCAGUUUAGCAAAAGGAAUGACAAGCCAUCUCAAUGGUCAAGCAGGAUCAUCAACCAAAAUGGUAUCUAGCAAAAGCAAUAUGGCACCGUUUCAGAGUUCGGUGGGAAUCACACAUUCACCACCCAAAAAUGUUGGAUUCAAAAGUACCUUGGAAAGGAAUAAUGUGAAAACCUCUCCCAGCAACAGUUUGCUCUUACAUCUCCUGAAAAGCCAGAAUACCACCAAACAAUUAAAAGGCCAUGAACAGAGUGAGAGAGCCAGCAUUUUUGAAGAGAGUAGCACACCAACAACUAUUGAUGAGUAUUCAGACAACAAUCCUAGUUUUACAGAUGACAGCAGCGAUGACGAAAGUUCCCAUUCUAACUGUCUUCCUAUAGACUUAUCUUUUAAACAGAGGACAGACAAACCAGACACAGGUCCACCGGCGUCACUGGAUAACCUGACUCAGUCCUUGCUUCAUAGCUGGGAUCCAAAAGUUUCCUGUCCGGAGAGCAAGGAGGACAAAGACACUCCAAAAGCAUCUAAGCUGAACCCCCAUCAAAAAGUAACACUACUUCAGCUGUUACUUGGGCAUAAGAGUGAAGAAAAGGUAGACAAAAGUAAUGAGCCUCAGGGACCACACAGUGCUGCUGAUGUGGCAAAAUUCACUGUACAAACUGGUAAAAGGACUCCUGUUACUGACAGUCCCAAUGCAAAUCGAAUGACUCCACUAAACACUCCACCUUUGCUUGCUUCUGCAAAAGCAGACUCUCCUAUAAAUCUCUCUCACCCAUCAUUAGCCAUCAAGCGUAGCUCACCACCAUAUGCCUGCAGCAUCCAGCCAGACAGGCUGGUGAAUCCUGCAUCUAAACAUUUGAUAGACCUUUCAAAAAGCAAAGAAAUUCAAGGAGCUAAGCUGAGCCGAAACGACAGUCCACAAAACUCGUCAGCUUUCAGUGCCAGCAAGCUGUUGCAGAAUCUUGCUCAGUGUGGUAUGCAGACUUCCAUGUCAAGUGAAGAACAAAGAUCCGGCAAACAUCUGCUGGUGGGGAACACAGAUAAACCCGUAGGCUUGAUUGAUAGAUUGAACAGCCCUCUGCUUACAAAUAAAUUAAGUACUCACGAAGAAAAUAACAAAAUAUUAAGUUGUCAUUCUGUACCCACUGAACAAGGACUUCCAGGUUCGGAAAUAGAAAAUCUCCUUGAAAGGCGAACUGUCCUUCAGCUGCUUCUGGGAACUCCCAAUAAAGGUAAAAAUGAAAAGAAAGAGAGGGUGCUUUUAAGAGAUGAAAGUUCUCAGGAACACACAGAUAAGGCUUUGAAUGAGCAAAUAUUGACAGUGAAAAUAAAAACUGAACCGUCUGAAGAAUCAAAUGUCCCUUAUAAUUCAAAUGCACAACAAAUAAGAGAGUGCAAGGGUAACAAAUUUCAAGGAUUUGUUCAUUCGCUACAGAGAAACACAGCUGCUUCUCCAGCAUCUGAGGAGAUGAAGUCUGAGCCUCUUUCACCUCAAGAUUUUUCUUUUUCCAAAAAUGGCCUGCUAAGUAGAUUGCUGAGACAGAAUCAGGAUAGUUACCCUGCAGAUGAGGUGGACAGAAGUCAUCAAAACAAUGAGCUGGCACACCUGGAAUCAAAGAGUCUUUGCACAGUACCGAAGAAAAGGAAGCUUCAUGCUGAGCCUUUGGAAAGUCCGUUAAAAAAGAUGAAAACUAAUGUGUCUCAUGCUGCAAACAAUCACGUUUCUCCUACAGAGGCACUGUAUGGGCCUUUGCUAAACCAGCAAGAACUGAAAUUUGGCAGAAGUGAUUCAGAAUUUAAAUAUGCUGUAAGUCAUGGUUCAAAUAAUGAAAGUGAUAAUAGGAGUUGGUCUAGAGAUAGUAAAGGCUUUAACGUGUUGAAACAGCUGCUUCUCUCAGAAAACUGUGAGAGAGACCUGUCGCAACAUAGGAAUAACUUACUAACUGAGAGCAAGAAAAAAGGAAACAAAAGCAACUCAACAAUUAAUAAACCCGAAUUCAGCAUUUCUUCAGUAAAUGCGUUAAUGGGAAGUCCUGUGCAACAGAGCAAUUGCGUAGAUCACAGAACAUUUCAGUAUCCAGUAAAAAGUCCUGCCAGUUCCCCCUUCCCUGAACAUUUGGGGAGACUUGAACCUGACCAGUUUAGUGUGUGCCCCAUGCCCAGUGAGAAAGGUCCCAUUAGAUGGGUGAUCACAGGUAUGGACAAGAACGAUUAUGAAAAAGACUCUCCGAGACUGACCAAAACCAAUCCAAUCCUGUACUACAUGUUACAGAAAGGCGGCAACUCUGUUAGUAGCCAAGAAGCACAUGACAAAGAAAUAUGGAAUGAACCAUCGUUUACUGAUAGUUCGACUCGUGUUACAAUCAAAGAGGAGUUAACAUCUGACGGAGAGCUUAAAACUCCUUUUAGUAACUUAAGAAGCCCUUACAACAGCCAUGUGGGAAAUAAGACCUCACAUCAACAUGGUGUGAACGGAGAAGUGCACGGACUUCUGGAAAAAGUGCUAACAAUCAAAAAAGAGCCAGAAUAAACUACAGCCUCACCAAGGAGUUUACAAUCUGUGCUUUUGAGUGUUUGUUUAAAAAAAAAAAAAAAGAAAAAAGAAAAAAAGAAAAAGAAAAAAACAAGCAUUAAAAAAAAAAAGAGUACGAACUUGACUACUGUAUAAAUUGAGCAUGAUUUUAGAAAAGCAUGGUCUAACUGAAACAUGUUUUCAUUUGAUAAACUUUUUAUUUUUAUGGUGAUGUUAUUUAAAAUACAUGUAGAUAAAAUUUGCUUUACUGUAGACUGUCACAAGGAAAUUAGAAAGGUUGUAAUUUGUACAAGACAUUUCUGUAUGCAUCAAAUUAAGUUAUGAGUACUCUUUGAUCAGAGUCUUAUUUGGAAUUGCAAGUCUUUGGUAUAACAUAAAGUGUAAGCGUACAGCCUAGGUGGUGGUAAUGCUGCGUUUCCUCCCUCUCCUGUAAAGUAACCCUUAUUUUUUUUUGGAAGCCUGAGCACAGAGACGGUGUACUUUUCUUGGAAUGUUUAAUAUGCUUUGUGAAAUUUUAUGAAUAACUUUAAAGAAAUGGAGCAGUCCGUCCAAGGCAUUAAUUCAUCACGCUGGAAAAACCCAUGUCAGUGUUAAUAAUUGACCUGCACUGAAAUGUAAUUUUUAGUGCUUCCAAAAUUUUUAUUGUUAUUUUUAAAUCUUGCUUGUGGUCCUGACAGAUUAGUGGUGUAAAGCCUAUUUUUCUUCCUUGCCCUGCUUUUGACAAAGGCCUUCCUCAGAAUCCUUAGCCAUAGUUAUGAGUUCCUAGCUACAGUUAAGGGUUUUUUCUAGGUUUUUAUAUAAAAAGCAGAUUUUCAUAUAUCGCGCAAGUAUCACAUCAGUCUUCUGUCAGUACAUUCCUCUCACUUCCCUCCUUGAGAAGGGAAAGUCAGAAUGCCUCUUGGAGUACUGCAUUUCAUCAAGCGUAGCACAUAGAUUUGGUGAGGAAAAUGGUGGAAAGUUUGUGAACCAGAUAGAUUGUUUGUUGCUUCCUGCACAAGAGAAUGCCAGCUGUGCUCAAGCAGCACGUCAGACUUCCACUCAAGUACAGGAUAGAAUUUUUCAUUAAAAACGUGUUGGCCUCUUCCUACGACUAGGGGAGAGAAUCCAUAUUCUGCCAAUAUUUAUUACUCUCUGAACAGCUGAUUCAUGGUUCAGUGCACUGCCUUUUCUCUGCAGAAAAUCUGGUUUCAGAAUAAUUUCUCAGGUUGCACUGAGGAUAAAAUUGUGGUUUUGUCAUGUUUUGUAAUGGAUAGUGGGAUAUGUCUCAGAAAUCCUCCUCUGCCCUUUUCCUCAAUCCCCACCUGCGCAGUGAUUUGUAACAUCUGGCAAUAUCAGUUUGAGAUGGGAGUAACUGAAAAUUGUGGUCAGAGCUGAGACACCUUAGAAGAAUUGCUGACUGGGCGAGCGCCAAGCAGCACUGUUAAUGCUGUCAGUGUUAACUCCAUUUGGAGCCCUUACUACUCAUGGGGAGAGGAAGAGGACGAAAUCUGGUUCCUCUAAAUUAUGCACAUUAAUAGUUUGGCUGGACUUUUUACUUCCCUGAAAAAAUGUUCUCCAUCACUUUUAAUAUAAUUUCUAAUUCCCUGUGUUAUCAGAAAACAGCUUAGCAGUCAGUUUGCACAGAUAAUGAAAGCCACACUUGUGUUUUAAUAUUGACCAUUUUCACCACGGAGAGCUGAUGACAUGACAAAACUGCUAUUUCUUCUUUUCAGCUCAUGUUUGCAGAUGGGGCAUUUUGCUCUUUUCCUUUCUGCUGUUGUUGCAGAGACCCUUUCCCAAGCCUUCUGGCUCACUUAGGCAGAGAGAGCAAGCUGUUGUCCCCUUCCCAUCGUCUGCCCACCACCUGGGGUCCCUUCUUUUUAUUGCAGUCCCUACUGAAAGGGACUUAUCUCUGCUGGCUGGAAAAUGCACCACAAUUCUGUUGAACCCUCCUGUGGAUACCUUCUUUUAGGGAACACAAAUGUUUGGCAGUAUCCAAUGUAAAGCAUUCCCCCUGGUUUAUAUGAGAAGUAACAGAGCAACUUAAAGAUAUAUUUUUAUGUUAUUGGGUGAAGGAUAAUAUAUUAAUGGGCUGUAGAAAGAGGAUUUAUAUUUUAAAACCUUCAUGCAAAUCUAAUAUCAUUUUAAAUGUCAUUGUCUGAGGUAUAAUAUAGAAAUAAAUUUUGUCUUUAAUAUUUGCAUUUAUAAGUGGCCCAGUGACUAUUCAAAUGUCUCCUAGAGUAAUCAUUAACGAGAUAAAGUAUAUUUUGCAUUGACAGUGGAAAUGAAUUCUUUUUGUAUGAGUCAACCCAAAAGAAUUAUUUAAAAAAAAAAAAAAAGAUGGUAUUUGUUCCAUCCGUUAAAUGUCUCUUAAAGUCUUAAUUGAUUAUUUUUCUUGAAACAACGUGUAAAUAGCUAGGGAAUAUAUACAAUAUAGAAUAAUAGAUGGUCCCCAGAGUAAAUACAGGGCUAUAAUUUACUUGAAGGGCUCCUCAGAAAAAUGUGGUUUCAGUGGACGUGAAUGAAUGUGUUUUGUCAUUAAAACAAAGAUCUGAGGAAAAGGUCUAACUAA
Messenger RNA from Coturnix japonica (Japanese quail), 7866 nucleotides. Lineage: Eukaryota; Metazoa; Chordata; Aves; Galliformes; Phasianidae. The record is from RefSeq and is a predicted model, not a curated record.